UGUGUUGCCUUAGAGCUCAGGGGAAGGAAGCUCAGUGAUGCAAUGGUGAGGAGGAGUUCUGGGAAAGGAGCAGCAGCUGGUAGCAGAAGGAGGGGCAACUGAGGUUGAACCUGGAGCUUAAGCAGGAGAGUCUCAUCUUUGUUUCUUAAUGGAAUAAUGGCAUCCCUUGCAAUCCUAAUCUACCCUUCACUUCUUCUAGUGCUUAUUUAUCAUGCAACUGCAAUGGAUGAGUUCAGGGUACGUCCGUUCGACAAUAUUUCUCUGCCGUGCCAUUUCUCCUUUGUGGAUAGCACAGAAGGUUUAUCCUUCACCUGGGAGAGGGAAGAUAUCAAGGAGGAGCAUGAAGUAGAAGACGAUGAUUUUUACAAAUAUUUUGUCGGACUUCAUGAUUUCUAUCAGUUUUAUCCGAAGUUGAUAUAUAGCUUUAGCAACAACAUGGAACAAGUAGAAGAGCGGAAUUCCCUCUAUGAAGGCAGAGUCUGGGUGGAUGAGGAAGAGAUUCCAGAGGGCAGCCUGGCCCUCAUGCUGGAGCAGGUCCAGUUUUCUGAUGAGGCUGUGUACAUAUGCAAGGCCACUAAUUCAAUGGGCAGAGGGACAAGAAAAAUGAAGCUUCUUGUGGAAGAUGCUGAAGAGCCACAGGUGCAGUUCAGCACAGUCGAUGAUGCACUUGUAGCCAAGUGCAUCUCAGCAGGCUGGUACCAUAUGCCAAAGGUAACCUGGCGUAACCGCAAGGAAGAAGAUCUGUCUGGCUAUUCCAAAACAGAUAUUCUGGAAGAGAAACAGGAUGGGUCCCACCGUGUGGUAUCUACAUUACAUUACCCUGUACUACUCCAUGAAAUCUACACUUGUCACAUUGAAGAGAGUGAUGUGCUCAACAGACCUGUUAGGUCCAUCCACAAAGUUCCAAAGAGGAAAUAUCAUAAUAUGUACAAUCACUACUAGAAAAUCAACACCAAGUUGAUGUAGCGAGGGAAGAUUUUUCAUCAUAUCAGCUCUGUACAGUGCCUGCAGCAGCAGAAGGAAGAGGGAAAAUACAGAAAAUGAGACAAUACAUUUUGCAUGUUGAAAGGAGGGGAUUGUUUAUAUCACUGUGUUAGAUGUUUGAAUUAAAUUGAAUUGAAUUAAAAACUGCCAAAAUAUUCCAUAUGGACAACCAAGACUGGACUGAGUUUUUUCACACUUACAGGGGUUAUUUGGUAAGCUCAUCUCCUGUGCUAAACCAUCCCCAACAGAUGCCAUUCUCUGCUAGAAGAAAUCUGGCCGAGGGGAGCCCACCUAGUCUCUAGUCUAGAGAAAUUAUUUCAUUGUCAAACCAGUCUUGCAAUUAAGAAAACUAAAAAAGUAAUAAAAACAAUAGGAAUCAUAUAUAAACAUAGGUCUGCAACAAUUAGUUUUCCAGUGAUUUUGGUAAGACUCAUUGAAUUGUGUCUUUUGUUUCAGAAGCAGAGAAAUAUGUUGACAGGACUGGAUUGCUAGUUUUACACCUAGCCUUCCUCUUUUCUGGUUCAGGCUUAGGAAGAGCAGUGGGGGAGUUAAUCUAUCUUCAUGAAAUUAAAAUCCUUCAUUACAGUUCUGUGUUCUGUAAGAACAGACAGCAGGACCUUGAUUUUAUUGUGUUGUAUCCUUUUUCAGAUAUUUCAAGGGAGCUCUUGUAUUCUCUCUUCAAUUCUCUUCCCAAAUCCUCACAUUCGUUUUCAUAGGACUUAGUCUCUAGCUGCCUGAUCAUCCCCACUGCAUCUUUUGUAGUUCAGUUGAAUCCUUCUUAAAAUGUAACACCCAGAAUUGGACAGGAUACAUGAUAUGCGAUCUGAACAUUAUAUAAAAUAAAGAACAGAAAAUAAUAAACCAAUCUGGGUUGGUCACCGGGAUCAGGGGUUUUGUCUCCUGAGCUUUCGGACUCGUGCUGGAGCCCAUCUCAGUAAGAUGGGCUUCAAUAUGAGUCUGAAAGCUCGGGAGACAAAACCUCUGGUCCCAGUGAUCAACCCAGAUUGGAUCCUGAAACAUUGUACUGGGACAGGUAUUUUUGCCUUCAUUCGUGAAAAAAUAAUAAAGCAUCUAUGAUAAGUAAAUGUGUCUCUCCCCACCACCACCACGCAAAAGAUACAGGUUUCCGGUCUCUGUUUCUUAGCCAAGGGAGUCAGCGUUGCCGAAAGAUAUUUUCCAAGGUCAUAUGGGAAGAUAGGUACAUAGAACACUCUUACCAUCUCACCAAAGUGGUACCCAUUUAUCGAUUCACAUGCUUUUGAACUGCUAGGUUGGCAGAAGUUGGGGCAAAUAACAGGUGUUUCCCCUGUCACAUGGUGAUUGGAUGCUGAACGGUUGACAAGCCCAGAAUCUUAACCACUAGGCCAACACAUCCCCUACAAAAGGUAACAGUAUAAUAAAAUAAACAUAGCCUGACUCUAACCAUACAUGAAUUACUUCAGAUACAAUACUGCAAUUUAUAAUGACAACUGUUAGCCAUCAAAGCCCUCCAGAGUGGCUUUGCCUUUGCUGUCUGAAACGCCUAUCAUGCAGUGGCCAAUUUGAUGUUAAGAGAGGCAAAGCAUUGGUGAUGAUGAAGACAGGCUAAAUGUUGCUGUUAAACCAGGGUUUCUCGACCUCAGCAACUAAGAUGUUCAGCUCUCAGAAUUCCCCUGCAUCCACAAAUCUUAAAACUGUUGAAGUUGAGAAACUCUAUGUUAAACAAUGCCUCCUCCCCACUUCCCAAAAGGGUAGGGAAAGCAAGAGCCUUUCCAGAGAAAAGGAGGUUCUGAAGUCACAGGAGACUGUUAGUAAAAGGCAGAAGACCUUAUUUUUGAAUACUUCCCUGCACCUAUGCAAUCUUUUUCCCACUUCUGGUGAACGAAAACAGCAAGCGGUGGGAGGCUAAAAACCCUCUGCUCUGUUACAGGUAGGAGUUUUGAAUUUAGCUGGUUGCCUCGCUACAAUACAGAAAUCUGUUUUCACAAUCUCUGUAAUAUGUUGGUGGCUAUUUCAUAACUUGAGUGGCAACCACUCAAAUAUACAGUUAGUCGUAACUAUUGGAAAAGAUUGCCCACACACAGCCAUAUUGGAAUGAGAAUUGCUUUUCCAUCUCAAGCCUUGUAGAGUACAAUAUACUGAAUUCAUCUUGUUGGGGUUUUAUUGGAGGGGGGGAAAGGAAGGUCUAUCCAUUAUCAGGCAGUAAAAGACACAGCCGUGACUUCACCAAGGUCAUUAUUCACCCAUUUCCUCAGCAAUGGUGAUGUUUGUGUAUAGCAGCUGGCAGAGUGGGUGAUGUGACAUCUGCUUUCCCUUAUGGAGCAAAGGGUCUGCUUUCUGCCCCCAAGCCAGAGAUGGGCAGCACAGUGGCAGCUGCUCCCCUGAGUAGGCGACAGACACAUAAACGGCCCCCAGGCAGUCAAUUAAGGGAACAGCAGGCAGGAAGACAAAGCUGCUUUGUGGCUUCUUCUGCCUUUUCUCCAUUUAUGCUGCCUUCUGAUGUUUUGAAGAAUCCACCAGCUGAGCUGAAUGCUCAUCUGAAUGCAGGGUAGGACACUGUUGUCCUGCCUCAAACAGCAAAGGACCUCUUGGAUUGUGCAGUCCAUAAAUAAUUAUUUGAAAGAAAAUUCCUACUCUGCUAAAUGGAGCAUUAUUGACCGCUUUCAGAAGAAGAGGUCUUCAUGGGAUUCCUAAAUAUCUAGUGACCAUUUCCUAAUGUCCUUUUGAAAAGUAAAAUCAUAAUGCUGGUAGCAUAAGUGGGCAAACUGAUUAUUUAAAAUUAUUCCUACUGGGGUUUAGGCCAGAUUUAAACUGCCCUGGGAAGCACCUAAUCUUGGAAUUGAAUAAAUAGGUUGGGAGGGACAUUAGAGGAUAUCUAGUCUGAUCCUGGUCCAAUGCAAAACAUCCUGCAUUACACCAUCCUUGCCAAAUUACUAACUACUUUCCAGUGUCAGAAAGUCCAUCAGCUUCCAACUCUGGAAUCUAUUCCAUUGCUGAACUGCUCUAAUUCUAGGAAAUUUUUCUCGAUGCCCAAGCAAAAUCAGGUUCUUCAUAAUUUAGACCUGUUGCUUCUUGUCUUCUGAAACGAAAUUCAAUAAUUCUUCUCAGUCUUCUGAAUAACCACCUUCAGAUACCUGAAAAUAACAAUUAUGUUUUUUCAGUCUUUUUUCUCUCUUCUCCUUUUGUUCCUGUGUAAGCAUGCAGGAGUGGUAAUUGGCCCAAAAUCUGUAUUCAUUAUAGUACUUUCAUCUGUUCUUUGUUCUUAAGGUUUUACAGGAAGGGGAGGGGGUGGGGUAGUGAUACCAAAUGAAAUUUAGGUAGCUUUGCUUUGCAGGAUCUUGCUCCCCCACCCCCCAAUAACCUCUAACACAGUGUUUCUCAACCUUGGCAACUUGAAGAUGUCUGGACUUCAACU
This is a messenger RNA of Thamnophis elegans (Western terrestrial garter snake), 4378 nucleotides long. RefSeq names its product butyrophilin subfamily 2 member A2-like. The transcript has 4 exons. The record is from RefSeq and is a predicted model, not a curated record. NCBI's taxonomy places the organism in Eukaryota, Metazoa, Chordata, Lepidosauria, Squamata, Natricidae. The coding region runs from base 157 to 942 and encodes 261 amino acids.